This is a messenger RNA of Colletes gigas, 2573 nucleotides long. RefSeq lists its product as uncharacterized. NCBI's taxonomy places the organism in Eukaryota, Metazoa, Arthropoda, Insecta, Hymenoptera, Colletidae. Gene Ontology annotation, biological process: regulation of transcription by RNA polymerase II. The transcript is spliced from 4 exons. The record is from RefSeq and is a predicted model, not a curated record. Bases 45 to 1715 code for a protein of 556 amino acids. Gene Ontology annotation, molecular function: DNA-binding transcription factor activity, RNA polymerase II-specific; transcription cis-regulatory region binding.
CGAGGACGACGUGCUUCAAGGAUCGUCGAACACACGUCAGGUGAAUGUUGGAUACGGAGAGUAGACACGGUACUGGGCUGGAUCAGGGACCGACAAGGGACCCUUGGCUCACGAUGGAUUACUACCUCGGCACGGACAGUCUCUCGCUCCAGGAGAUGCUUGACGUCGACAUCAAAUGCGAGAUCGAAGGCGUUAUCGGUGGUCACCCGGAGCUGGGCUUUAAUUUUACCGACAUGUCCGGCCUAGAGAUGGACGACGAUCCUAUUGGAUGCCAUAAUGAUCUCAGUGGAUGGUUUGGGUCCACCAGUUUACUCAAUGGCAACAGCAAUAGUUCAAACAGCAACUUCAACCUUGAUCUCAGCGGAGGCGAUGCCGCCUCGAUUAUGGUGAACCCUAACUCGGUCAUGCCUCACAUGGCAGUCCGGAGUCCAACACCGUGUAACGCCAGGAGGAACUUCUCGUUCUCGCCCAAGAGAGACAUGAAGGAAGAGAAGAUCGACGUGGAGGACGAGGCGGAGAACGAAGCCAGCAGCUGCACAGAGAACGAGAACGAUAACGAUAACGAGAAUGAGCAGGAAAACGACAUAGAGAACGAUACCGAGACUGAACAGUACGAGAACGACAUUACGGAUACCGAGGAGGAUUCCGAGGAUGAACAAGAAAUCUCGAAACCGGUGACACCGUCUAAAUCGAGAACAAUCUCGAUUUCGGCCGCGAAAACGAUCUCCCCUCAGUUUACGAGGGCGCAGACCACCCCCAAAAUAAACGGCGUGUCCAGUAUCAAAGUGCAAAAUUUCAAAGUGUUGCACAGUCCGAGCCAAACUCCGCAUCACGUGCGUAAACAGAUUUAUAACAACAACGUGCACGUUAGUCCAGGAACGACCACUGUUGCCGCAAUGAAAAGGGAGAAGGAGUUUGACCUGUCGGACUACGACGACAAACUCUACCCCAAACCGGCUUACUCUUAUUCCUGUUUGAUCGCCAUGGCGUUGAAAAACAGCCAAACAGGGUCCCUACCGGUCUCGGAAAUCUAUAAUUUCAUGUGCGAGCAUUUUCCUUACUUCAAGACCGCACCGAACGGCUGGAAGAACUCCGUGAGACAUAAUUUGUCACUGAACAAAUGUUUCGAGAAGAUAGAAAAGCCAGCCGGGAACGGGAACCAGAGGAAGGGCUGCCUGUGGGCCAUCAACCCCGCCAAAGUGGCGAAAAUGGACGAGGAGGUUCAAAAAUGGUCCAGGAAAGAUCCGUUGGCCAUCAAGAAGGCGAUGAUCUAUCCGGAUCACUUGGAACUGUUAGAGAGGGGCGAGAUGAAGUACGCUGGCAGCGGAGAUAUGUCCGAGGAAACAGAAAGCUCGGGUGACGAAGCUGUCGAAGAGAGCACGACGUACGAAGAGUCCAUCCACAGUCACAUAGCCGCGAACUCUGUGACCGACAGUUACGAUGAGAGCAGCCAGGACUGUGAUAUAGACAUCGUGGAACACCUCUACGACGAAAUAGAUAUAGAGGAUAAUAAAGACUCGCUACACAUGCAGCUGAAUAUCUCGAAACGGGAGACGUUCGAGUACGAGCUCAGCCCUAGCACGAAAAGACAGAAAACGUUGACUGGAGCGAUACAGGGGAACUACGUGUAUCAACCUGUAACCACUUCAAGAAGAAAAACGCCUCUUCUUUUGCGAGCCGGAGCAGGAAAUGGCUCCUUUCUUAAGAUAGAUUGAGUUUAAGAUAACUCAACAGUCUUAACCGCGAAUUCCUAGUUUUAUAUGUAUCCAUAGGCGUAAAUGAAUAUGCGAGUACACAAAAAUGAUCGAGGAUUGCUUCGUGGUGAAUAUUUGAUACGCUGGAAGGAUUUUUUAUGGUCGCUAACCUGCCCUUUUCAAUCUUUUAUUUAAGUAUUUGAGCCUACUGCCCUGCAGAGACAAUUCUUGUUCAUUUGUAGAUACACGGGUGAAGAUCGAAACUGAAACGGUUUCUCUUUCAUACUCUGCAUAAAUUGUGUACCUACAUAUAAGAGAAAAUAGAAAACAACGUGUCAGGGUUAAAAUACAAAAUAAGAAGGACUCGUGUAACGACGGAAACGAUCCUCGAAGAGAGUAUCGAGAAGCCUCUUGAUCGAUAGAAUUUAUUUUAUAAUAAAGCUGCACAUUUUUUCUAUUUUUCUACGAACGUUCAAUCGAGAGACCCGUCAUUAUGAGUUUCACACAAAGAUUCUUGGCUUCUAGAUAACUCUCUAGAUCAAUGGUAUAGGAGUCCUUCGAAUACGCAUAACAGAUCAAUGAAACGGGGUCCAUCCAUUUCUUUUAAGUCUUUUAAGUUUCUUAAUUGUAGAACAAACAUUAUAGGUAAUAUGUUUACCUAUUACCCUUAUUUCUUGCGUUACAUAUGAAGAGGAAGGACCUUGGUCGUUGUGUAGCCAUGAAAAUCCUUAUUUUAUUUUUAGUUAUGAUCGCUUUUUAACUCUACGACUAUUAAGCUCUGAUAGUUUUCUUUAAUCUUCUUAAAAGAGCGCUUCUGUAUCAAGUAUUUUCCAUCGACAGCAACAAUUAUAUUUCGUCGCAAUUUGCAAAAGCCUGCAU